Messenger RNA from Paramormyrops kingsleyae, 2549 nucleotides. It is a transcript of the gene kitlga, whose product is annotated as kit ligand a. Gene Ontology annotation, cellular component: plasma membrane. Gene Ontology annotation, molecular function: stem cell factor receptor binding; cytokine activity. Gene Ontology annotation, biological process: cell adhesion; positive regulation of cell population proliferation. The record is from RefSeq and is a predicted model, not a curated record. Lineage: Eukaryota; Metazoa; Chordata; Actinopteri; Osteoglossiformes; Mormyridae.
AGCGGCGCUCGCACAUUCUGCGCAGCGCGCUGCCGUCGCGUAAGCCUCCGUUUGCAGCUCAUCCGCUCCGAAUGUACAUCCAUUAAGGUCCACAUUACAGAUUUAACUCUAUUUUUUGCCUGGACAAUUGCCGAUAACGUUGGAUAUGCGCAAGCGGAAUUAUGAGAGUCCCAUCCUACCGAACAGAAGUAAAAUAAAAUAAGUUUUUCACACAUUGGAUUAACUCCUCAUUCCUUAUGAAGAAGGCAAAAAUUUGGAUAAGUGUCUGCAUCCAUUUUAUAUCCUUCAUCACAUUUGUAACCAGUGUGAGUGAAAUCCGAAGCCCCUUAACCGAUGAUGUGGACAAAAUCUCCAUACUGAAACAAAAUAUACCCAAAGAUUACUGGAUUACAUUACAUCACAUUCCUAAAGAAGUGAGUGGCAUGUGCUGGGUUGAUCUCAAUGUUUAUCAUUUGGAAGAAAGUUUGAAACAACUGGCACAAAAGUUUGGAAACAUUUCUUCUAACAGAGAUAACAUUGCUAUAUACAUUCAAACUCUACAAGAUAUACGCUACAACAUUGUUAAAAAAAUUGAUCUGGGCUUCAUAAUGGAAGAAUUUCAGUGCCAUUAUAGAGAAGUUAGAUGGCAAACAGCAAAUUAUUUUGACUAUGUUAAAGAUUUUCUGAGCGCUGCGCGCUCUAGAAGAGGAGACGCUGAAUGUGACUCUCCUCCCUGUCCUCCGACAACUCAGGCCAUCGUAACAGAGCGUCUCUCCAGGCCCCCAGAAGCAGAUGGGUGUGACGGACUGGUGCCGGGUUGUGGCCCAAGAACAGAGCAUCAGUACCUGCCACGAAUAUCAGAUAAAGGCCUUCUGUUACUGCUGAUUGUUCCCCUGGCUGUAGGUCUGCUCUGCCUAGCAUGGAAGAUGUGCAGAAGGCAAAGACUCGCACCCGACACAGAUGCUGAACAUGGAGCACAAGUCAAAGACCCCACUGCAGAUACUGACACGUCUGAGGAAAAAAUAACACUGAAUGUUGACACAGUGUAGGAUCUCCUGGGCUGCAGCGUUUGGUCGGGAUCCUGAAGCACUUGUUCACACAAGAAGUAAUAUUCACCCUUUUGCCUCUGAAGUAACUGAAACAUUGUCAAACGGACUCCCGGCGUGAUCUGCUUCUUUCCAGAGACAGAUGUCAUGAUCACUGAGGUGGAGAAACACGGUCAGUCCAGAGAAUAAACGAGAGUGCGGACCUACUGUUGGAACAUGUGGCCAGCAUGUGGACCCAGCGUGAGAGCAGGAAUGGGGCUUCAUGCGGUGGAUUUUUAAAAAGCGUCCUGGGAAGAGUCAGAGAGAUGGACCCAUUUGCUGCUGAGUAAGAGGGCGGAUCCUGUAGGAGCUCCUCAUGAACAUCUCACCAGCCAAAGCAGUAACAUUUUACUAAUGAACAACUUACCUGUUCCAUUGUAUUUGCACUUAAAAGGUUUGCGUGGGUCAUCUUUCUCUGGGAAAAGCAUCCAUCAUGGAUAUUAAAAUGACCUUUAAAAAGUUGUAAGGAAAAGGCGCUUGACUACCUCCAGUGAACAUUGUCAUUAUUCGGUUUUUCAAGCAUAUGUCUUCAACAGUCACAAACACAAAUGUUGGAAUAUGUCUGUACACACUAUAGUGUGGGCUUGAGGUUGAAAUGUCCUGCUAUAUUAUUAUUUUUUUAAUGGAGAGUAUUGCAUUUAUAUAAUAUGCAUUAAUUUAAUUUUUUCUCUAUGUCCCUCUUUAAAAAAUGUGAAUAUCAAGUUACCGGACAAUCAUGAAAACUAACUUCAUCUAUUAACAUAAACUUCAAAGCUCUGUUUCCUCUUGGUCUAACUGGGUUUUAACUUGGAAGCUUUAUUAAGUUGUUAAUUAUUAUAAACGUCAUUAUUUGAAAAAGAUUUUCCUUUAGCUUCAGAAUGUACUACCUUCAGGGAAGCCCUUAAAUGGCCCUUGCUGCCUUUGAAGCAGGCAAGAGAAGUAAGCUUGCUUAGCUGAGGAAACCCCAUCAGUUGAGGAGGCUGCAUCACCUGAGGAAUCCCCAUCAGUCAAGGAACCCCAAUUAUCUAAGGACACUCCAUCAAGCAAGGAACGCCCAUCAGCGAAGUAACCUCCAUCAGCCAUGGAAACCCCAUCAGUUGAGGAGGCCCCAUCAGCCGAGGAACCCCCAACAGCUGAGGAAACCCCAUCAGUUGAGGAAACCCCAUCAGCUGCAGAAUCCCCAUCAGCUAAGGAAAGCCUAUGAGCUGAGAAACAUUCGUCAGAACCUCCGUUAGCCGAGAAACCCCUACCAACUCAUAGGAGGCCCCAUCAGCCAAGGAACCCCGAUUAGCUGAGAAAACCCAAUCACCUGGGGAAGCCCCAUCAAUCGAGGAACCCCCAUCAGCCGAGGAAACCCCGUCAGCUAAUCAUGGUCAGAUCUCGCUUCUUGCUGAGCUGUUAAUUCUUACCGAUGUAUCUCCUGGAGGCACAAAAGAACUCUUACAUAAUCAUAUUUCCAAUGUAUACCAAAAGUUCUAUAAAUCAAUAAAUGUGUAAUGCAGUACA